AUGAAGUUGAACCCCCUCAAAUGCACUUUCGAGGUGGCUUCGGGUCAGUUUUUGGGAUACAUUGUGAACCAAAGGGGAAUCGAAGUAAAUCCGAUAAAGAUUAGGGCCUUACUGGAAAUGAGGUCACCUCAGAAGCCGAAGGAGACCGGUGAGUGCGAUGAAGCCUUUCAAGCGCUGAAGAAGCACUUAGAAGAGGCGCCUCUAUUAUCCAAACCUGAACCACGAGAAUCACUACUACUAUACUUGGCGGUCUCGGACAAGGCGGUCAGCGCAGUCCUAGUCAGAGAAGAAAACGAGCACCAAUUGCCAGUAUACUACAUUAGCAAAGCAUUACUCCUAGCAGAAACACGCUACCCGGAUAUGGAAAAACUGGCAAUCGCCCUUAUCACGGCAUCAAGGAAAUUAAGGCCACACUUUCAGGCCCAUUCAAUUGAAGUUCUCACCAACUUUCCAUUAAAACAUGCCAUCAAGGGCCAAGCCCUUGCAGAUUUUGUGGCUGAAUUUUCCAAAGCCUUAGAAAUGGAGGUGACAAUGGAACCAACCGAGCCCCCAACAUGGAACCUGUUCGUGGAUGGAUCCUCGGGAGAAACUAGCUCCGGAGUAGGGAUCAUCUUGGAAAGCCCAGAGGGCCACAAGCUAAAUUGCGCGGUAAGGUUCGGGUUCAAAGCCUCGAAGAGCACUACCGAAUAUGAGGCCCUUCUAGUAGGCCUUAGACUCGAGAAAAAAAUGCAGGUCAGAAGGCUCCUGGCAAGCAUCGACUCUCAACUUGUGGUGAGUCAGGUCAACGGGAACAUUGCGGCCAAAGACAACGCGCUAUCAAAGUUGGCCUGCAGCAAAGAUUCAGAGCUACUAAAGAUUGUCCCCAUUGAAUGCUUGUCGAAGCACUCCAUCUCCGGAAGUGAAGAGUUCUUAUGGAUAGAAAGUACCCCAUUAUGGAUGCAACCCAUCAUGACCUAUCUUAAAGAUCAAUCACUACCAGCUUCAAGAAGCGAGGCGAGAAAGUUAAGAAGAAAGGCUGCACACUUCGUCCUACAAGAGGAUGUCCUCUACAAAAGAGGCUUUGCCUCACCACUUCUCCGAUGUGUAGGAGGGGAAGAAGCCACGUAUAUACUCAGGGAGAUCCACGAGGAAAUCUGCGGAAAUCACUCCGGAGGAAUGGCUUUGGCACACAAAGUACUCUGA
Olea europaea var. sylvestris is the source of this 1182-nucleotide messenger RNA. RefSeq lists its product as uncharacterized. The coding region runs from base 1 to 1182 and encodes 393 amino acids. The record is from RefSeq and is a predicted model, not a curated record. Lineage: Eukaryota; Viridiplantae; Streptophyta; Magnoliopsida; Lamiales; Oleaceae. Gene Ontology annotation, molecular function: nucleic acid binding; RNA-DNA hybrid ribonuclease activity. The transcript has 4 exons.